This is a messenger RNA of Rotaria sp. Silwood2, 1305 nucleotides long. Lineage: Eukaryota; Metazoa; Rotifera; Eurotatoria; Philodinida; Philodinidae. The record is from the annotation of a GenBank genome assembly.
AUGGGAACUAUUGGUACAGAUCAUCAUUUUGUUCGAACCAAGCUCAAGUUUCACCUUAGAAGUCGAAGAAAAACAGAUCAACAACAACAAACAAGACGCCUGGAUAAGAAAAAAUUGCGAGAUCCUUCAAUUGUUCAAGCUUUUCAAGCGGCUCUUUCUUCUUCAUCCUCAUCCCUACAACCACAUAUCUCCACCAACGAUAAGUACAAUGAUUUUGUGACCACUGUUACGGAUCUCAGUCAGCAAUUCUUUGCUCAAGAUGGAAAACAAAAGAAACACAAAGAAUGGAUGACCAACGAGAUUUUGGAAAUUGUGGAAAGAAAAGCCAAAGCCUUCCUCAAAUGGCAAAACUAUCGAAAAACACGGUAUGUAAAGGAGUAUCAUGAACAAUACUGUCUCCUUAGAAAAGAAGUCAAAACAAAGAUUGAAGCAAGAAAGAUUGAAUACUGGGAUGAACUCAGUUUGGAAAUUGAAAAGGCCGUGAAACAACAUGAUCUAGGAACUGCCUAUGCAAUGCUUCGACGUCUCAAGGGUGGUCGAGCAAAGAUAGAAGAAAUGCCAAUAUGGGACAAAUAUGGAAACUUGCUGACAAAUUCAAACGAUCGUCUUGACCGCUGGCGCGAAUACUUUUCCGACCUUCUGAAUGUACCAUCUACUACUGAUCCAACCAUCCUCCACCAAAUUCAACCUCCACCCAUUGCAUCCAAAGAAGAACAAAGACAAAACAAACCACCGACGUUGGUCGAAGUUGAAGAAGCAAUCAGAAGAAUGAAGAGCGGAAAAGCAGCUGGCCAUGAUGGCCUUCCUGCAGAUGUGAUCAAGGCUGGUGGACGAACUUUGGCAAGACGACUUCAUCAAAUUUUUGUCGAUGUAUGGGAAGAUGAAGAAGCAAUAGAUGACUGGUCAACAGCUAUACUUAUUCGUCUUUUCAAAAACAAAGGUGACAAAAAAGAUUGUGGUAACUAUCGUGACUCAAAAGCAAUGGUUCAAAUCAAUGGCGAGCGCUCAGAAUCUUUCGACAUUGAGACUGGUGUACUUCAAGGUGGUAUUCCAUCUCCUAUUCUUUUCAACGUGUUCUUCGACUUUGUUAUUCGGCGAGUUUUAGAAAAAUUAGCUGCUCUAAAUGUGACUGGAGUAAAAUUAUCCUAUGCAAAUUUUCCAAUGCUUCCCUCAUCACAACUACCUUCGAUAUCAGGCACAACGAACUCGAUGAUGAAGAAAAUCGAUGAUUUAUUGAAAAAUGCAGGUGAAAUGAACAAGAAUCUUGAACGUAUUGCAAAAAAGAAUAAUGAGAUCGAACAAUAG